AUGAAGAAUGGGAAGGCUUUAAAGUCAUGGAUUAAAAAUUGGAAAAAGAUGAAUGAUGGAGGGAUCAUACCUUCAUCUACAAGUUGUGAUAAGUGUUGUCAAUGGGCAUUCAGAUGGCCAUUAUCCAUCAAUGAAGAUGAAGCUUCUAUUCCAAGAGAUGUCCCAAAAGGUCAUUUGGUUGUUUAUGUAGGCAACAACCAAAGGAGGUUCGUCAUCAAUGUGAAAUUACUAAAACACCCUUUGUUCAACGCGUUGUUGGAUCAAGCCCGAGAAGAAUAUGAUUUCACUAAUGAUUCAAGACUCAGCAUUCCUUGUGAUGAGGAGAUGUUCUUGAGUGUAAUUCGGUGUGCCACAUCACCACAAGACCGAAGAAUCGGGAUGUGCCUUUGA
This is a messenger RNA of Helianthus annuus (common sunflower), 390 nucleotides long. RefSeq names its product indole-3-acetic acid-induced protein ARG7. The coding region runs from base 1 to 390 and encodes 129 amino acids. Lineage: Eukaryota; Viridiplantae; Streptophyta; Magnoliopsida; Asterales; Asteraceae. The transcript has a single exon. Gene Ontology annotation, biological process: response to auxin. The record is from RefSeq and is a predicted model, not a curated record.